CUCCUACGUCGCAAAAGGACUUGUUAGCAUUCCUUCCGAAAUCUUUGUCCGGUUAGUAACCUCGCCAUACACCUGCCUAAAGAAGGUGAAUGCAUUAAUUUUACAGGUUGCUCAUAUAUGAAGUUCUUCUUUUUUGACAGUGUUUCUUUUCUUUAUGACAAGCGUUUGUAUGCUUUUGGGGUUAUCUCUCGUCUUUACUUGAUAACAAACCUUCCAACACACUGUUUAUGUAUAUACUUCCGUUCGUUCGGCUUAUUAGUUUAUGUACUGUUCAGGAAUGAUCGGAAAUGCUUCUGGAAGAUUAUAUCACAUCUAAUUCGACGACGGCUUCCAUCGCAGAUCAAGUUCAACAACACUUUUUGCCCAAUUCCUACGGCUCGGUGCCCCUGCCUCCAACAGAUAACACCAUGGAAUUAUUAGGACCACCGCCAGUUACUCGACUUGUCCCAGACAACCUAGCUGCAGCGGCGAGGUUGCCGGCAAACUCGGCAUCCCGCGUUGAAGCAAUCAAGAACUUGCUCUGCUCCGAGUCCGAUUCGGAGUUUAACGCGCUCUCCGGUGACAACUCCAAUCUUGCCAAGCAAAACCCCAGCCUCCCACAAUCAGCAUCAGGUGGACCUUUACUGUUUCCCGCCCAGCUGCAGGCAUCACUUUCCGCGAUUCCCUCGCCGAUCCCUCGGAUGAGCUCCUAUGCUGCUCCAACCUCGAUUGGUGACUACCGAACACCGCGUCACCCAUACCAUAUUCCUCUCACCAUCAAGAUCCCUAAUAAGAUCAGAUUGCCACCACAGAAGGAUGGUAAGAGGAUAAACCAGCACACUUACAAGCCCCAUGCACCAGGAGAUGGGCUGCUGAAGAUCGACCGGAAACCAAACACGACUGCAGCUUCGAUCCCCGGAGUCCCUGUGGCCUUGGUGAUGACCGACAGACCAUACCAGAGCGCCAUCAUGACCGAUCACGGGAUUCUUAACAUCAUCAGCUCUAAUGAACCCGGAUCAAAGGUUCCUACCCCACCCCCAUCGUAUCUCAGCGUCAAUUCGAACUCGACAGGGUCAUCGUCUUGUUCAUUGGCACCAAGCCUAGCAUCGACAUCGUCCCUCGAAGAUCAAGCCCAGGCUGCAAUGGCGAUGUCUUCAUUGACGCACUCGAUGACGGCCUCCAGUGGCACCAUUCCUAAAAGAUCAAGAUCGAGAGGUGGAGUUGGUAAAAAACGCACAUCGUUCACAAGGAAUCAAAUUUGCGCCAUGGAGCAGAGGUUCGACCAACAGCGAUACUUGACAAGUGUAGAGAGGAAAGAGUUUUCAAACUCGAUUGGUCUUGAUGAUCAUCAUGUCAAAAUAUGGUUUCAAAACCGUCGUAGCAAGCUGAAAAAGCAAGCUGUUGUUAGCAGCAGCGAUGCCACUGCACGAUCAUUGGUGAAUAUCCGAGCUUCACAACUUCCUGGGCAAAACAUUCAGCCUUCUAAAACCAUCACAAACCACGUGACCAAAUCAGAAUAUACGUCAUCAUCUUCUGUGUCGUCCUGCCAGUUGACAAAACCCGCGCCUGGAGUGCAUCCAUCGCAUCCCACUCCUGCCACCGUUUAUCAUCCAACCAUGAAUGGUUCGAUUCCCGCAGGUAUGGCGCCACCUAAGUCUGGAUCGGGCAUGUUGUAUGCACCAAUUAACCCAACUAUUUCAUCAGUAACGAAUUCAUAUCCGGCUUCGACGAUCCCAACUGGUGCGAACGUCUUCGCAGCCGGUGUACAGGGUGUUUCAGCCGUUGGGGCGCCGCCGUUCGCUCAUCCGUAUGCGCCCCAGCAGACUGACUCGAAAGCAACUACCAUGAUGUCGUCUGCUCCCCAAGGUAAUGUCCCGACAAUGACAACCCAGACGAGUGCGACGCACGGGGUAACAACGAAUGGUGUUCCGUUCCAGCCGCCAUACGGCUACGUCUACGAUUACGGUGCCGAUCAAGGAAACCCUUUCGUCACUCAGAGUUCAAGAUCGUCGUCACCCUUCGAAAAUUUCCCGUUUUCACCUGCAGGAUUCCAUUGCCAUCCGGAUGAUGUCAGUGUUAAUCCAUUUAAUCAGAUGGCAAUAGUGCCUCCGGUGAAUAUAAUGUAAUAUUGACUUGCCAGUGGAAUGUAAUUUAUAUAAAGUCUUUUAUAUUGACCAAUAUUGAACAGAUAUGGAGCAUGUGAAACUUUGCAAAGGAUAAUAUUUCAAAAGCAUAUAUGUUUCGUCGGGAUUUUCUCUUUCCUAUCUAAAUUUCUCUUUAUUCUUCUUAGUCUUUGUCUGUUUGAUUUUUGGUCGGUUUGAAAAGUUUAUUUUUGUUUUGAGCCGAAAGUAAGUUCCUUUUACGGAUAUUUAUUUUAGCAUAAGUUUCUUAAUGUUUUUUUUCGUUUUCAUUUGAAAUAAAUUACUUUUUACGAAAAAAAAAUAUUCAAAAUAUAAAGAUAGUGGCUGAAGGGACGGGUGAAAUAUUGCGAAUACCUUGAUCCCUUAUCAACGGAGUUUUGCAAUCAAUUGCAAAAUAUCAGUGGUCUAUUAGGACAAUUGUUUUAUACACACUCACCAUCCUUUUACUACAAAUCAAAAGCAUUGUCCAAAAUUUGCAAUUGGUCGUAAAUGUUAAUGGGUCUUGGAUCUGAUUUGCUAAACCUACCAAUAUUCCUACCAAAUCUAAUGCAACAGUCACAUCAAAGAAACCGACUUGAAAGAUAUUAAUGGUAUGCCAUUUGCGAUAUACAUAAUAACAGUUGGUGGAUCCAGGUCGGGGGGACAUCCAGCCCGUGCCCCCCCCCCCCUCCCCAUUGAGGGGCACAAUUUUUUUUUUUUUGCUUGUCAAAUUUUUCCUGUAACAAAAUGACUUCCAUUUGGGAGUGAUUUUUUUUUAAAUGUUUUUUGCUUGUCAAAAUUUUCCUGUAUAAAAAUGCCCCCCCCCCUUAGAAAUCCUGGAUCCGGCCCUGUUCCCAAUUUGGUUUCUCUUGUGUGACUGAGUUGGAUGUUGAGUUGAGGAAUACGCCUGCAGGUUAAUGCAUUUUAGAGUACUUAACUGUGACGUAAUCAUCUUUAACAAAAAAGAAAAUAUUUAUAUUAAAUUCAUUUUUGCGUUUCUGUAUUUCGAUCUUGAUGAUUUUUCAGUAGAUGUAGAAAACACUCCACAUACAUGCACUUUGAUACAAAUCUGCGUAUUGUGGCCAAAAGCAUGACGACAUGAAUACCUUAUUACAUCCAACUGAAAUCAGAGUCAACUGCCUGGAAACAGACCAAUUUAUUUCAAUGGGCUAAGAGAGUAUUUAUGCUACCGUAAGCACUUCUGGGCGCUAUGCAGAUGAGGGGGCCAUGGUGUUACAUACUCGCUAUUUUGAAGUUUUUUACUGUAUUACACGAAAUAAAAAAAAUCAGAAUAUUUAAUGAUGAGGAACCAUUCACUAAAUUCAAAUUAUGAUAGUGAUUUUGCAAUGAUUGGGGUGAGAAAAUGAUAUGUCAAAUAAUAUAACACAUAAUUAAUUGAUAAUUGAAUUGAAUAAAAAAAGAUAUGUAGUGAUUGUGUGACGUCAUCGUCUCUCACUUGAAUACACUGCUAAUGAUACAAAUCUCUACUUUUAUUAAUAAGUGAAAGUUCAAAAUGUCGUGAUUUUCUAAUAAUCCGACUUUUAAUUAUAUUAGGUAUACCUGUUAUUUUUUCCGAUUAUAUUCAACUUAAUUUUUGCCGGAGGUGACUUGCCAUUAAAAGAAACAUGAUCAAAAUAGAUAUGUAAAAUUUUGAAUUUUGUAACAUAGAGUCAACCCAAUGCAGGCCCCUAUUUCUAGACGAUCGCCCCAACCAUACAAUGAAUUUCAUUAUCUCAUGUAGAAAUGCAAUUCAAGGAUGCCGGGAACAGUCACGUCGGUGCGGAACGGACUCUUAACAAGUCGACUGUGUGUAUAAUUCGAUGUACCAUGAUAGCUUUGAUCGGUCUGUUCCCCGUCUUACAAAAGAGUUAUCGGAUUAAACCCAUCAACCUAAACUAUAUGGAAAUCCAUCGAUGUCAUAAUUUCUGCUACAGGAAACUUGUACAAUAUCAUUUCUAAACACAAAGAAGCAGACUGAAUUUUCAAGAAAAAAUUAGUGUAUUAAUAUACAUCAUAAUCUGGAAAGUAUUUUCAACAAACAUGCAUUUUAUAUGUUCACUGAUGGCUUUCCAUAGUUUUGGUUGAUCGGACCAAUCGUAACUCUUUGUAAGACAGGGCCCUGGAAUCUGUUUCGUUGGUGUGACUGUAUCAAUACGCCAGUGAUUGCCACAGUCGUGUCGGUUUCGAGGUGAACUUUGUAUGAAGGUCAAGAUCACCCAUGUUGAUUUGAAUUGAUAGAGAAAAAUCAAACAAGAAAGCUGAAAAUUUAAUCAAAAUCAGACGUCAAAUAAUAUUUUUUUUAACUUGACAUUUUAUAAAGUAUCACGUAUUUUUCAUGAAACAGUAAAUAUGCACAACUCAGUGAUAUGCAAAUGAGAGAGUUGAUGAUGUCCCUCGUUCACUAUUUCUUUUGUGUUUUAUUGUAUGAAAUUAUUUGAAUUAUGCAAUAUAUCAAUUUUUACACAUUUGACAGUAAGGACCAACUUGACUAAACCAUUGAAACAAUGGUAAAUCCAUAUGUCAAGGAGGAAUAAAACCUUUUUUCCACAUGACAAUGAGGAGAAAAUUUGAAUAUUUCACGAAAUAAAAUACACAAGAAAUAGAGUGGUUGAUGUCAUCAGUCCCCUCAAUUGCAUAUACUAACCAGAAUGUGAAUAUAAUUGUUUUGUGAGAGUGAAAUUAAGCUAAACUUUAAGAUAUCAUAGUAACUUUCUUAUUUUACAUUCCGAUUUGGGUAAAAUUUUCAGUGUUAUGCUUGUUGGAUAUUCCUCUUUUUUAUUCAAAUCAGCUUUUUGUUGGGGUGGACGUGUCCUUUAAUUAAAACAUUACGAUCUGUGCUCGAGACAAAAAUUAUGAUACAAAUAAAGACGAACAUAUAGCAUGUAUAGGAUCUAUAAUUAUUCUUUUGCAGCAAGACAAAAACGGGUCAGUAUUAUAAUCAGAUUAACAUUGAUAAGCCAUGAAACUCAUCUUGUAGUAUAUUUUUGAUACACGAAUUCACCGUUUAUAUAAUAAAACAGAUAUUGCCACAUUAA
Molecule: messenger RNA, 5134 nt
Organism: Lytechinus variegatus (green sea urchin)
Lineage: Eukaryota; Metazoa; Echinodermata; Echinoidea; Temnopleuroida; Toxopneustidae
Product: muscle segmentation homeobox-like
Exons: 4
Coding region: 288-2105 (605 amino acids)
Biological process (GO): regulation of DNA-templated transcription
Molecular function (GO): DNA binding; DNA-binding transcription factor activity, RNA polymerase II-specific
Source: RefSeq, a predicted model, not a curated record